GCGUGGCAACCCACAAGUACACCCAAGGAAAUCAAACGGAGUGGGGUUGCUCCUGCGUUGAAACUAGCUAAUAUCUUGCAUAAGACAAACUCAAUGGUUGGUACCCAACCGAGUUUAGCCACGUCAUCAUCUAAGACCCAUGGGAAGGUACCCCAUACGAACUCCUCAACUGAUAGUCUUGAACUUGAAGUUAUUGAUGGUGAGGGUUCAAGCUAUGAGUAUACCAUGGUUCUUGUUCAAAUUCCAAUGUCUAAUGAGAGGGAGGUCUAUGAGUAG
Molecule: messenger RNA, 276 nt
Organism: Ilex paraguariensis (yerba mate)
Lineage: Eukaryota; Viridiplantae; Streptophyta; Magnoliopsida; Aquifoliales; Aquifoliaceae
Source: the annotation of a GenBank genome assembly